CUCGUUCUUCCUCUCUCGAAAGUAGUACUAUUAAUUACCGGAGCACAACAACGAGCGGCGUGGAGCCAUGACGUCAUGCUCUCGUCGGAGCAGCGGAGUUCUCUUUCGCCAGCUGGGAAACACUCGUAACUUCUCCAGUCCCGGCAGUUAAGCAGACGCAGGCCGACGGCGGCGGCUCUGAAGACGUCCACCGGCACCAUGAGUCAACCCCGCAAGCUGGAGGGGAAAGGCAGUUUCUUCAAGUUGAUCGACUCGUUUGCCUGGGAGAUCGGCACGCUGAAGAAGGAAAUGGGGAAAAAGAAAGAGCCCGAGGAAGACCACAAGUCGGAUCCACUCCUUGGACUGGGCGAAGAGGUGGGCGGUCUCUUCCUGCAGGCCUCUCCCUGUGCCGGGAUGCGAGCCGGGCCGGCCGGCGUGAGAGACUCGGGCUACGACUCGCUCCGCCGGCGCCUCAGCAUUCUGGACCGGCUGGUGCAGACGCACGCCGUGUGGCUGCAGCUGGGCCUCGGCCACCAGGACGCCGUGCGGCUGCUGCACAGCCAGCCGACCGGGACAUUUGUGGUGAGGAAGUCGACCAGCCUGCAGAGGAAAGUCAUCUCUGUGCGCAUGAACCAAGACUCUGCGGUGCCCGUCAAAGACUUCCCUGUGAAGGAGAGCCAGUACACUUUCUCUCUGCUGGGCUCCGGCCUGAGCUUUGCUGACCUUUUCCGUCUGGUGGCUUUUUGCUGCAUCAGCAGGGACGUUCUGCCCUUCACUCUGAAGCUUCCAGAAGCCAUCGCCUCGGCCACGACGUCCGCCGACCUGGAGGAGGUCGCCAAACUCGGAGCAGGCUUCUGGGAUUCUCCGACGUGUCGCAGGAGAAAAGGCUCCGGGCUCGCUUCUCCGGAGAGACCGCCUCUCCCCGUCUCCUCGGCCGCUAUCCCGGGGCACCCCGGGCUUCGGACUCGCACCCCAUCGGAGCUCGAGCGCUGCCAGUCCAACGGAGCGCUUUGCUUCAUCAACCCCCUCUUCAUAAAGGUGCACCAACCGGAUGGCGACCGCGCCACCGCCUCGAAUCCCUCGGCGAGGGAGGAACCCGUGAGCGGCGGCCUGGAGACCGACAACGAGGACGCUCGCGGAGACCGGGUCUCGGAUCGAAGGGACGGCGGCCCGUCGGGUCAAAGCGACCUUCAGAGGCCGGACGGAAACCUGGAGCCGCGGGACGAUAGCGGCGGAACCGGCGGCGGUCCGAAGAUAAGCGCCGCAGAUAGCGCGCCGCGGUCGCCGCCGCCGCGUCCGCCGCCGCCUCGUGUCGCGUCGCAGCUCCUCCGAAAGCGCCGCAUGCCGGAGAAGAUCCCCUGGGUCAACGGCCCCAAGGAGAAGGAGAGGGAGAGGUGCAGCAGCCUCCUCUUCCGGCUGAGCUCCUCGCUGAGCAUCAGCCCGUCGUCCUCCCCUCCCAAGAGACUCAGCUCCCCCAUAUCCAUCCCCCGGCCCUCUCUGCCAUCCUUCUCCUCCUCCUCUGGACGUCGGGCCACGGCCUCCCCGUCGUCCAGCCAGGAGGACGCCCAGUGCCACCUGGCGCUGGAGGAACAGACUAUUGAGAGUGCUCUGGUCAGGGCGGUGCUGUGUCGGCGGAAUGCCGCCAGAACCCUCGCCCAGGGGUCCGUCAGUCCUCCGGGCGGCACGCCGGUGGCGACGGGCGGGCGGGCCGAAGCGACCGGAAGAGACGAAGAAGAGGAAGCGGGCGAGGAACGCAGCGCUCGCGGCCAGCGGCUGAGCGACAUGAGCCUCUCCACCGAUUCCUCGGACUCUCUGGAUUUCUCCCAGUCGUCGGCCUUCUUCCUUCCGCCGCUGCACGACCCCAAACCGCCCACGGCGGACGACUUCAACGCCCACCUUCCCCUCUCCCUGCCGCCGUCCCGCAGCACGGAGGACGACGAAGACGACGAGGACGACGAAGACGACGACGAGGACGACGAGGAUCCCGACUACGGCCUCGAGAGCGACCAGGACCAGGACCUCACCAUGGUGCCGCCGGGGCUCCGCGCGAGGCGGCGCCCGAGCGCCGGCGCCCUGAUCUUGCAGAGGGCCCUGCGAAGGCACCUGCGCAAGAUGAGCGGCGUGUUCAACUCGCUGCUGACGCCGGAGAAGAGGGCGAUCCGGAGGGUGGUGGAGCUGUCCAGGGACAAAGGCUCGUACUUCGGCUGCCUGGUGCGGGACUACCUGGGCUACAUGGGCGAGGGCGCCGGCACCCAGGCCCUGCAGGGCUACGCCUCUGGACUGGAGCUGCUGCAGACCCUCCGCCAGUUCAUCACCCAGAUGAAGAGCUACCUGAGGCAGAGCUCCGAGCUGGAGCCGCCAAUCGAGAGCCUCAUUCCCGAAGACCAGAUCGACCGAGUCCUGGAGAAGGCCAUGCACAAGUGCGUCCUGAAGCCUCUCAAACCGGUGGUGAGCGCCGCCCUGCAGGAGUUCCAGGUGCGCAGCGGCGAGUGGAGGGAGCUCCGGGAGAACCUGGCGCUGGCCAAGGCCCGGCAGCCGCAGGAGAUGGGCGUGGCCGACACGCCGCCCCCCGACCCCGUGGCCAUCGAGAAGAUCAAGCAAAAGUUCCACACCAUGAGCAAGCUGUACUCGCCCGAGAAGAAGGUCACCAUGCUGCUGAGGGUCUGCAAGCUCAUCUACACCAUCAUGGAGGACAACUCGGGUCGCCUGUAUGGUGCCGAUGACUUCCUGCCGAUGCUGACCUACGUGUUGGCUCAGUGCGACAUGCCCCAGCUGGACAACGAGAUCCUCUACAUGAUGGAGCUGCUGGACCCCUCUCUGCUCCACGGAGAAGGUGGCUACUACCUGACCAGCGCAUACGGAGCCAUGUCUCUGAUCCGUAACUUCCAGGAGGAGCAGGCGGCCAGAGUGCUGAGUUCAGAGACCAGGGACACGCUGCACCAGUGGCACCGGCGCCGCACCGCGCAGCGCUCGGCGCCGUCCAUCGAAGACUUCCAGAACUACCUGCGGGUGGCGCUGCAGGAGCUGGACAGCGGCUGCACGGCCAAGACCCUCCAGGUGCGCCCGCACGCCACCGUGGAGGAGGUGUGUCGCGUGUGCGCCGACAAGUUCAAAGUGCCGGACCCGGAGAACUACGGCCUGUUCCUCCUGACGGAGGGCAGCGGCCAGCAGCUGGCGCCGGACACCCACCCUCAGAAGAUCAAGGCGGAGCUCCACAGCCGCUCGCAGGCCACGCCCUUCCACUUCGUCUUCCGCCGCGUGGCCGGCGGCGGCGUCGGCGCCUCGUCGUCGCCCUCGGACCUCGCGCCCAACCUCAACGACCUCGCCGCCACCUCCGGUCCCCGCGUCGACCCGAAUGACCUCGGUGCGGAGCCGUCGGGCCUCGGCCUGCCGCCCGGUCGUCUCCAUGGCAACUCCAUCUCCAUCUGACCGACGGAGGACGGCGUCGCUGCAGGUUCGGAGUCUCGGUGAGUUGAAAGAGUUCAAAAACAUCGACUUCUCCUUUUCGGACGACGCGUCCGUCUCGGUCCACGUCCGCUCGCUGGAUGAGGACACGAGUGAAAAGGGACAAGGAGAAAGGAGGGAAGGAAAUGAGAGGUGGCUGUUCUUUUUUCUUUCUUUUUUUUAACUUUCUUUGCCAUCGGAGCAGCUCUCUGAAGACCCAAACACAUCGUUGCUCUUCCGGAGUGAAGACGGCGUCUCAAGGGGUGCGUGUUCGCAGCCCUGUCUUCAUGCUUCUCAAGCAGAUCCAGGAUCAGUUGCGAGACUCAUCUUCACGCAAUCAUUAAAAAAAAACUAACUGAUGUUUAAUGUAGGUGCUCGGUGUACCUAUGACUCACGUAUGUAUCGGUUGCUGGUAAACUGUUACUGUUGUGUUGUGUUUAAACUCGUAAUCCUUUGAAGUUUAGAUUGUUUAUAUGUUUCCGAGGGAGUCUGGCGCCACCCGGUUGUCGCCGUCGCACAUUGCAGGAGCUCCAUUUCAAGUAGUGCAGCACAAAGAAAAAGAAGAGGAGCUCGACUGCAGCUACAGCGUCAAGAAGAGAACAGAAAAUAACUUUUCUGUUUUGAUUCCUAUUAGAGAAUUAUCCAGAUUUAUCAAAUAGAUAUUUUGAUCUGGCUUCAAGGACUCACCUCUCGUCCUGGGUCCAUACUCUCAAACUACUGGUGGUCCGACCCCCCCCCCCCCCCCCUAACCCUUUAUGCAAAGCCAGUGGUUUCUCACACAGUGCUAACUCAUGUCCAUCGUGUCCUUAGACUACAGAGUUUCUUUGUAUCCCAGUCGGCGUGUAUCGAAGCCAACCAGUGCCUCCGUUUGAUUUGACAUCGGAAGAUGAUCCAAUAAUAACAAAUAUUACUUCAUAAAACAUAUCGCUGUCGCUACAGGGCAGUGGCUCCUCAGCCGAUGGUUCAUUAAUGCUUUUGACUCGCAGCAUUUCAUGUGCAUCGAAAUGCACAUCUGCAGCUGGAUCCCACACGACCAGUGAAAUGGUUAUUAUAUAUAUACAUAUAUAAUAUAUUUAUAUUUAUAUAUAUAAUAUUAAAUAUAUAUUAUAUAUCUAUAUAUAAACAUAUAUAAGACGUGGUAUUUUUUUAUAUGAUCGUCUUCAGGAUUAACGUUUUGAAAAAUGUGUAAAAAUAUUGUUCUUGCAUGUCGUUUGUGUUGAUGUCAGAAACAGGCCCGUCUGCCAGUGUUUUUUUAACGUAGCAUUCAUUUAUGUAUUUGUUGAUUAUCCUGGUGAUAUGAAAGUUCCCGUGUGAUACCUUAUGCGUCUUUCUCCAUGUCACCGAUGAGCGUCACUAACUUGGCAAAGCAUCCGUACUAAUAGAAGAGGGAUGUAUGUAGUCUGUUUAUGAAAUAGUUGUGUGGACUUAAAAGCUGGUCUGAGGUCACACACACACACACACACAGUAUGGCUCCUGUAGAGAUCUGAAGAGACGAGCGGACGGUGGGCUGUUGGUACAAAGAAAACUUGAAGCUUUCUUGGAGAAAUCGAAGUUGAUGUUCUGUUUAUUUCCUGUUUGUAUUGAACUGCAUCAUGAGAGUUCAAUGUCCGAGGAAAUGUGGGAGCUUUGAGUAGCAUUGAUGUCGUGUAUCGCAGCCCGCCGUGCAGGAGAAGUUUGAAAUGUCUUCGAUCAAGCGAAGUGCCUAUUUAUGUGUCUCUGUGCAGGAAUGUUUUUCACAGACCUUUUCCAUUUCUACUCGAUAAUAAUCUUUUACGGUGUGAAUCCCAUUUGUGUGACGAUCGAAUGACGUCGUGAGUAUUCUUUUGCACUUAAUAAAUGUUGAAAAGAACUAAACUGGAA
Pseudoliparis swirei is the source of this 5283-nucleotide messenger RNA. Its product is annotated as ras and Rab interactor 2-like. Gene Ontology annotation, biological process: signal transduction; vesicle-mediated transport. The transcript is spliced from 12 exons. The record is from RefSeq and is a predicted model, not a curated record. Bases 199 to 3408 code for a protein of 1069 amino acids. Gene Ontology annotation, cellular component: cytosol; endocytic vesicle. Lineage: Eukaryota; Metazoa; Chordata; Actinopteri; Perciformes; Liparidae. Gene Ontology annotation, molecular function: guanyl-nucleotide exchange factor activity; small GTPase binding.